Messenger RNA from Arctia plantaginis, 1326 nucleotides. NCBI's taxonomy places the organism in Eukaryota, Metazoa, Arthropoda, Insecta, Lepidoptera, Erebidae. The record is from the annotation of a GenBank genome assembly.
AUGUUUAGAAAUAUAAGAUGUUGUUACUACACGCUAAAUCGUGCUGCUUAUACUACCAAAGUUGCUGUGGAUCCUAACUUGAAGGAGAGUUUUGAUGCUAAAGUGUACAAACCUAGGAAACAUCCAGGCACUACGCGUAUCAAAGUGGCAGCGAUUCCACCAGACAUUCAAAAAGCUAUAAAAGUGAUUCUAGAAGACACUGGCGCGAAAUCGAUGCACCUAGACAGUAUAAAAUUAAACAACUAUAUCCGAUCGCGUCAUUUACCACCAGAAGAAGGAGAAAUCGAGGAAAAGGCAAAGAAAUUUCACGAAAGAAUUUCGAAACAAGUGUAUUCACAAAUAAAUGAAGAGUUAACAGAAGAGAAAGCGUUACUAUAUGAACAGAAAGUAAAAAAUAAAGUUUUUAAUGUAUUAAAAAAGAAUGUUUAUAGAUGGGGCAAUAUAUCGUAUGAUAAAGGAACGUGUUUGCAGUAUUUAAUGAGUCGGGCCGCACAAGAGUAUGCGAUCUUAGUCAGAGUGUUAGACGAAAUUAAAAAAAAAUAUCCAGACUAUAAACCGCGAAGUUUUUUCGACUUCGGGUCGGGUGUAGGUACAGGCACAUGGGCAAUUAACCACUUUUGGUCUAAGGAAAUUUUCGAAUAUUUUUGUGUAGAUACGUCAUCUAGUAUGCACGAUUUAGCCCGUCUUAUACUGUGCCGUGGCAAAGAUAAUGUUGAAAUGCCAUUUAAAGGUUACUUUCAAAGGCAGUUUUUACCCGCAUCUACCGAUCUUAAAUACAGUAUUGUGUUAUCUGCAUAUUCUUUAUUUGAAAUGCCAUCCAUGCAGGCUAGAUUAGAAACUAUUCAAAAACUAUGGAAUAAAACUGAAGACUAUUUAAUAAUAAUUGAACACGGGUCUUUUGCUGGAUUUAAAGUAGUUAAUGAAGCUAGAGAAUUUGUUCUUAACUUGCCUAAAAAAUCAACUGGAAACAACGGUUAUGUAUUUUCUCCAUGUCCAAACGAUAAUGUUUGUCCACGGUACUUAGAACAAGAGACUCCUUGUAACUUUCUUAUGAAAUAUGAAACGUUACCGGUUGUAGGUAAAAGUGAAGUUAACGCAGAUGUAUUUUCUUAUGUGGUUCUUAAAAAGGGUGUGCGUCCUUCUGAUGACCCGCAAUGGCCGAGAUUAGUCCGUGCUCCUGUAGUACGGUCAGGACAUACGAUAUGCAGGCUGUGUACGUCACAAGGUGAAUUAAAAGAGGUUAUAUUCUCAAAAGGUAAGUAUGAUCAGACAACGUAUAGAUGUGCCAGGUCAAGUAAUUGGGGAGAUCUGUUACCUGUAAAAUAA